Molecule: messenger RNA, 2541 nt
Organism: Tribolium castaneum (red flour beetle)
Lineage: Eukaryota; Metazoa; Arthropoda; Insecta; Coleoptera; Tenebrionidae
Gene: Nhe3
Product: Na[+]/H[+] hydrogen exchanger 3
Exons: 13
Coding region: 199-2163 (654 amino acids)
Biological process (GO): sodium ion import across plasma membrane; potassium ion transmembrane transport; proton transmembrane transport
Cellular component (GO): plasma membrane; recycling endosome
Molecular function (GO): sodium:proton antiporter activity; potassium:proton antiporter activity
Source: RefSeq, a predicted model, not a curated record
GUAAAAGCGAAAUUAGGUCGGCAGUCCUGCCAGCCACACGUCGCGAAAUUACCUAUCUGUCUUAUCAAAAUAAACAACUUCCAGAUCAUUCGUCUCGUACUGCCAACAUGAAUUAUCAGUAUGACAAAUAGAUUUAAAAUUAUUGAUAAACGCUUUUGAGUAGUAAUUUUGAUAGUCGUAUUUACGCUUGUGUAAAAAAUGUGCAAAAGUGCGAUUGUGCUAGUGUCCUUUUUGCUGUGUUACGCGGUCUUACACUGUGAUGGGGCUGCUUCGGACAUCCAGCUCGAUGCGAAGGCCCAAACCACCCACCGGAUAGACAGCUUGAACUUGUUGUCUUACACGUUUCUCCUCAUUCUCACUGUACUUACAAUCUGGUUGUUCAAGCAUCGUAGAGUUAGUUUUUUACACGAAACGGGGCUUGCAGUUAUCUAUGGCCUCAUCGUCGGGGCGAUCAUUCGCUACUCGGGGAGUCCGUCGCAUGUGCUGAACAUGCAAGUCUUCGCGAACGACCCCAAAUACAACUCGAGUUUGCCCCCGGACACCGUGUCUUUGCACUUCCCUGUCAAGGGGCCCUACAUCAAGACCAACAAGACGUUUCAGUACAUGUUUCGGGGCGAGAUCGCCGAUCCCGUGGAGAACGAAAUCGAUCUGAAAGCGACAUUCGAUCCGGAGAUUUUUUUUAAUAUCAUUCUGCCUCCGAUCAUUUUCCACGCUGGAUAUUCCCUAAAGCGGAAAUAUUUCUUUCGUAACUUGGGCGCAAUACUAACAUUUGCAAUAAUUGGUACGACGAUUUCGUCCUUUAUUGUAGGAGCAUUGAUGUAUGGCUUUGUCCAACUGAUGCCUGCAAAGCUAGCCAGCAGUAUCACUUUUCUGGAUACUCUGUAUUUUGGAGCCCUCAUUUCUUCUACUGACCCACUGACAAUCCUCGCUAUUUUUAAUGAUCUACACGUAGAUGUUAAUUUGUAUGCCUUAGUUUUCGGCGAGAGCGUCCUAAACGACGCUGUUGCGAUCGUCCUCAGUGGUUCUAUUCAAAACUAUGGAGAGAGAUACCAGUCAAGGUCGGGUGGCUUCGAAACAAAAGCCUUCUUUAGAGCUGUAGGCGAUUUUUUCGGCAUUUUCAUGCUUUCACUAUUGAUAGGAGCUGUCAUGGGAUGUGUCACAGCAUUGAUGACGAAAUAUACAAGGGUUCGGGAUUUCCCUCUUCUAGAGUCGGCCCUUUUCGUCCUAAUGUCAUACAGUACUUUCCUUAUAGCUGAAGCUUCAGAAUUAACAGGAGUUGUCGCUGUACUGUUUUGUGGCAUUUGUCAAGCUCAUUACACCUAUAACAAUCUCUCAGACGACUCAAGAAUUCGUACUAAGCAAAUGUUCGAAUUGUUGAAUUUUUUAGCCGAAAAUUUCAUUUUUUCCUACAUUGGUGUCUCGAUGUUCACCUUCCCAAAGCAUCACUUCGACCCUUUGUUCAUUCUCACCGGAUUUACUUGCGCUGCUAUUGGUCGCGCGGCAAACAUCUACCCUCUCUCUUUCCUACUGAAUUUAGGUCGAAAGCCCAAAAUCCCGGCGAAUUUCCAACACAUGCUAUUUUUUGCCGGUUUGCGAGGGGCUAUGUCUUUUGCGUUAGCAAUACGAAACACGGUAUCGGAAGCCCGUCAGGCGAUGUUAACUACAACUUCACUAAUUGUAAUAAUCACUGUAAUUAUCCAAGGAGGUGCGACGAUGAAUCUGUUGCAGUGGUUCCAAAUCCCGGUCGGCAUUGAUGAAGAAACCGAGGCGUUGUCCCACCAAGGCCACAAUGUUUACAAUUCAAUGGAGAGUACGUCAGGGGGCAAUACACCAAGGACCGAAUGGAGCGAAAUUAACGAGCCCGACUUGACACGAUUGAACGAAAAGGCUGUUCUAGCCCGAAUUUGGGGCUCCUUUGACACACGCUAUAUGAAACCGCUUCUUACGCACUCACGGCCAACUCUCCUAGAAACGUUACCAGUCUGUUGCAACCCUAUUGCCAGACUGCUUACAACAACUGAGCAAAUGACUCAGGAAGGACAGAAUAAACCAAACAGAGACUCAGACUCUGACCUUUGUAUAGAAGACAAUGAUUUUACUAAUAGUGAUCUAAGGGCGAGUUCUCAUAGACCAAUCCAUUCUAUUAGUGGACAUCAAGUUUAAGAAUUUUUUUAACUGUACUCGAUCAUAUAAAAUGUUGUGAAUUAAGUCUAGUCAUUGCGUUAUUUAUACAGCUUUAAAAUUAUGCACUGUUUGAGUUAUACACGCGCUUUUUCUCCGAAUGAAACUGUGUAACAUUGACCUCGACGCUGAAUCCGCUUCCUUACAGGUGUUACGUUAAUAUUGUGUUUUAGCAGUAUUUUUUAAAUUGUGUAUUGAUAAGAAGACAGUAUUAUUAAGAGUAGAAUAUUUUAAACAGUUUGCAAUAAUUGUUUUCUGAAAUAGUAGCAACUACUAUAAAAAUUUGCAAUAUGUUUUUGAUUGAUUUAGAGCUUUAUUACAUCAGUAUGCCAAUAUAUUGUAUUAAAAUGCUAAAUAUGA